Molecule: messenger RNA, 1874 nt
Organism: Eutrema salsugineum
Lineage: Eukaryota; Viridiplantae; Streptophyta; Magnoliopsida; Brassicales; Brassicaceae
Product: probable serine/threonine-protein phosphatase 2A regulatory subunit B'' subunit TON2
Exons: 12
Coding region: 172-1644 (490 amino acids)
Biological process (GO): cortical cytoskeleton organization; microtubule cytoskeleton organization; regulation of dephosphorylation
Cellular component (GO): spindle; centrosome
Molecular function (GO): calcium ion binding
Source: RefSeq, a predicted model, not a curated record
UCUUGUAGAUCAGAGAGAGUUUGAAAGAGGGAGAGACAAGGCUGCUCUAGGGUUCUCUACACUUCCUGGUUCAGUUCUCACCCUCCGCUUCAGGGUUUUAAUCUCUCUGAUUCAUUUUGGGGCUUGUAUCUUUCGUCGAAGACUGUGACGAUCUGUGUGAUUAGGAAAAAAAUGUAUAGCGGAUCUAGCGAUGGCGAAAGCCACGACACAUCGACGCAGAGGAAGAUCCCGCCGGCGUCCUCGAUGCUUUGGGUUAGGAAUCUAAGACGGUACAUUGGUUCCGGCGCCGGUUUAGGAUCCGAAGCUCUAAUGGAGCUCGAGACUAAGAGAAUUUUGCUCGAGAUAUUCAAAGAGAAGCAACAGAAAAGCCAAGAAGCAGGCACCAUACCGAGCUUCUACAAGAAGAAACCAGAAGAAGGAUCGAUUAGUCAAAGGGUUCAAAGGCUUGCAAAAUACCGCUUCUUGAGGAAACAAGCGGAUCUUUUGUUAAACGCGGAUGAUUUGGCUGCUAUGUGGAAUUGUUUGAGAGAAAAUUGUGUGAUUGAUGAUGCCACUGGUGCAGAAAAGAUGAACUAUGAGGACUUCUGUCACAUUGCUUCUGUAUGUACUGAACAAAUCGGUCCCAAGUGUCGUCGGUUUUUCAGCCCAUCCAAUUUUAUGAAGUUUGAGAAGGACGAGGCUGGGAGGAUUGCUAUAUUACCGUUCUAUCUUUAUGUGAUGCGCACGGUGUCGCUUACACAAGCUAGAAUUGAUAUGAGUGAGCUUGAUGAAGACUCUGAUGGCUUUCUUCAACCUCUAGAAAUGGAGUCCUACAUUGGUGGUCUUAUCCCUAACCUGGCCCAACUGAGGGAGAUGCCUCCGAGCUUUACUCAAACGUAUUGCCGCAUAGCUUCACAAAAGUUUUUCUUCUUCUGUGAUCCCCAUAGGCGAGGAAAAGCCUGUAUUAAAAAGAUACUGCUUAGUAACUGUCUGCAGGAACUAAUGGAACUGCAUCAGGAAAGUGAGGAGGAAGUCACAGACACAGAACAGGCUGAAAAUUGGUUCUCUUUGACUUCAGCUCAACGUAUAUGUGAUAUGUUUCUUGCUCUUGAUAAAGAUAUGAGUGGAUCGCUGAGUAAACAAGAACUUAAAGAAUACGCAGAUGGGACCCUUACUGAGAUUUUCAUCGAAAGAGUGUUUGAUGAGCAUAUCCGUCGUGUCAAAAGCGGUUAUGGCAAUUCCCGGGAAAUGGACUUACCAAAAAAAAAUUCCCGGGAAAUGGACUUCGACAACUUCCUAGAUUUCGUUCUUGCUUUGGAGAACAAAGACACUCCAGAGGGCUUGACAUACUUAUUCCGCUGUCUGGAUCUCCAAGGGAGAGGCUUUCUCACCACUGCUGAUAUUCACUCUCUUUUCAGAGAUGUUCACCAGAAAUGGAUAGAAGGUGGAAACUAUGAGCUGUGCAUAGAGGAUGUCCGGGACGAGAUCUGGGACAUGGUGAAACCAUCUGACCCAUUAAAAAUCACUCUGGAUGAUCUCUUGGGAUGUAAACAAGGUGGAACCGUUGCGAGCAUGCUUAUAGAUGUGCGCGGCUUUUGGGCUCAUGACAACCGUGAGAACCUUCUUCAAGAAGAAGAAGAACCUCCGGAGGAAGAGUCGCAGUGAUUAUGUUAUUUUCUGUGUCUACAAAAAAAUGCUAAUCAUUGAGACCAGAUGGGUCGGAGAAAGACCAAGAGGCUCCUCUAGUCAUGAUGUAUCUCUGUGUAAAAGAAGCUUACUAGUUGGGUGACAUUUAAAUAUUUAAUUAUAUGGAAAAAAAUGACUGUUUAUAUUGUCACUUGUCUUCUUCUGAUUGGAAUCUGAUAUUAUUGAGAUCUCUAAGUUUCUUUUUCUUU